Molecule: messenger RNA, 438 nt
Organism: Aspergillus ruber CBS 135680
Lineage: Eukaryota; Fungi; Ascomycota; Eurotiomycetes; Eurotiales; Aspergillaceae
Exons: 1
Coding region: 40-261 (73 amino acids)
Source: RefSeq, a predicted model, not a curated record
AUUAGUGCAAAGGAUAUUGGCUGUGUCAUUAAUCAUUCCAUGUGGUUGCACCUCUGGCAGUCCUAUAGCAGUUGUGACAGUCUCGAACAAUAUAAAUUCAUUGGUAGACUCUGUCGAAAUACUAACAUGGAGAAGGAAAGAAAGAAGCUGGGCCUGCCAGCGCUGCGCUAUCUAGUAUGCGAAGGGGGCUCCUGCCCUAUAUUCAAACAGGCCAAAGUAUACAAACAUCUUGCGUUGUUGGUGAAUGCCCGUACUCCGUGACAGCAGUCAGGUUAAAGCAGAGCAUGUUACUUUACAAUAUAUCAUAACUGCUUAGACCAUGGUUACCUUUCUGGAUAUAAAUCCUGGUGCAGACAUAGAUAAAGAACGUUUGGGCAUGGGCAGCUUUACCACGAUGAGAGUUGCAAAUCCUGCACAUGUUUAUGGAGCAGACUUAUG